Nasonia vitripennis (jewel wasp) is the source of this 2698-nucleotide messenger RNA. It is a transcript of the gene eIF3b, whose product is annotated as eukaryotic translation initiation factor 3 subunit B. Lineage: Eukaryota; Metazoa; Arthropoda; Insecta; Hymenoptera; Pteromalidae. Gene Ontology annotation, cellular component: eukaryotic translation initiation factor 3 complex. Gene Ontology annotation, molecular function: translation initiation factor activity; translation initiation factor binding; RNA binding. Gene Ontology annotation, biological process: translational initiation. The coding region runs from base 93 to 2207 and encodes 704 amino acids. The record is from RefSeq and is a predicted model, not a curated record. The transcript has 11 exons.
CCAAGCCAAACUAACUCUCUCCUUUAGCCGCGCGUGCCAUCGUCGGUCCUCCUCGCGUGCCUCCUCUCCGGCACGUAUCCUCAAUCUAGAACAUGGCAAAGAAAAGAGUGCCUCUUUGGCCGCCGGGCGACGAGUCCAGCAAAAAUCCGGACGACGAGCCCAACUUCAGCGAUCCCGAUGACUUUGACGACGACAUACCCGACGAAGAACUUCUGGAAGACCUCCUGCCGCAGAAGCCAUCUGAGACAGAAGGUGUUGAUUCGAUCAUUGUCAUCGAUGGAGUUCCCAAGGUUGAGCCGAAGCGGCUGGAAAAGCUCCAGUCUGUCAUUGAGAAGAUCUACGGCAAGUUUGGCACCAUUGUCAGUAAGUCCUAUCCUCAGGAUUCAAAUGGGAUGACCAUAGGAUAUGUGUUCUUCGAGUACAGCGACCCCACCAGUGCCUUGAAUGCAGUGAAGCAGGCCAAUAACUACAAGAUUGAUAAGGUGCAUACCUUCAAGGUAAAUCUCUUCUCUGACUUCAAGAAGUACGAGAACAUUCCUGAGGACUGGAAGCCACCUGAGCCACAACGUUUCCAGCCCUUCACGGAUCUUCACAACUAUCUGCUGGAUCCAGAUGCGUACGAUCAAUUCUGUAUUGCUGUUGGUAGCAAUGGGGGAGCUCCUAACGUCCAGAUCUGGCAGAACUGUCAGCCAGAGCCUGUUUGCGUUGAGGACCGUGCUCGCUGGACGGACACGUACGUCAAGUGGUCGCCACUGGGUACCUACUUAGCCACCUUCCACAAGCUUGGUGUUGCUCUGUGGGGAGGUUCCAACUUUACGCAGCAGAUGAGGUUCUUACAGCGUGGUGUCGAAUGCAUCGACUUCUCGCCGAACGAGCGUUACCUUGUGACCUAUUCGCCACGCGCGGAGGCCGACGAAAAGCGACUCGUUAUGUGGGACAUCCUUACUGGACAAGAGAAACGAUCCUUCUUACCAGAGGGUCCCAAUGUCUGGCCCAUCUUCCGUUGGUCCCACAAUGAUAAGUACGUCGCCUAUAUGGGCGAAGAUGUUCUCAGUGUGUACGAGACGCCGUCAUUUGGUCUAUUGGACAAGAAGAGUAUAAAGAUCCCGGGUAUCCGGGACUUCAGCUGGUCGCCGACCGACAACAUCAUUGCCUUCUGGGUUCCCGAAGACAAGGAUGUACCCGCCAGGGUGACACUUAUGGAAAUUCCCAGUCGUAACGAAAUCCGUAAGAACAAUAUCUUCAAUGUUGCUGACUGCAAGAUUUUCUGGCAGAAGUCCGGUGAUUAUUUGUGCGUGAAAGUCGACCGUUUCGCCAAGAAGAAGGAGAAGACCGAGCAGAAAUACACGGAGAGUUGUAAAUUUCAAACGUUGCAACACUUUCAGGGAAUGUCUUACAACUUUGAAAUCUUCCACAUGCGCGAGAAACUUACCCCCGUUGACAGCCUAGAAAUUAAAGAACCAAUUCACGCUUUCGCAUGGGAGCCUGUUGGCAACAAAUUUGCCAUUAUUCACGGAGAAACAUCGUCGGUGAACGUUAGUUUUUACGAAGUGCGCUGUGGACAUCGUCCCACGCUACUUAAAAAACUGGAAAAGAAAGCGUGCAAUCACUUGUUCUGGUCGCCUUCGGGUCAAUUCAUCGUGCUGGCCGGUCUUACAACCAUGUCCGGUGCCCUGGAAUUCAUCGACACCAAUGACUUCACGAUCAUGAACCUGACGGAUCACUACCAGACUUCCGACGUGGAGUGGGAUCCUACUGGACGUUACGUAGUGACGUCGGUAGCGAGCUGGAAAACGAGCGUAGACAACGGUUACUGGCUCUGGACGUUCCAGGGCAGAAUUCUGAAGAGGGUUAACCUUCACCAGUUCCAUCAGUUUAUGUGGCGCCCAAGGCCGCCAACUCUGCUUACCCCCGAGCAGAUCAAGGACAUCAAGAAGAACCUCAAGAAAUAUUCGGCGCAAUUCGAGAGCAAGGAUCGCCUCCGUCUCACGCGCGCUUCAAAGGAACUAAUCGAGAAACGUUGCGCGUUGAUGAAAGAGUUCGAGAGCUACCGCGCGGAUUGCAUUGAACGAUGGAACAAGCAGAAGAAACGUCGUAUGGAAUUGCGUCAAAAUAUCGACACAGAUGAAUUGGAUUCAGAUACCAAGAAUAUGGAUGAGGAGGUUGUGGAAUUUUUCGUCAAGGAAGAAACUUUUGAAGAAAAAUAAACAAACCCGUUGAAGCUGUUUCUGUUACAAAGGCAAAUCACUUGACGAUCUUAGAUUUGCCUGUCUAUACGGCGAAGUACAUCAUCUACCAGGAGACGACCGGCGUCAUUUAUACUUACAGACAAAAAAAGAACCAUUCAAAGCAUACACACAAAUUUAGGGAAAAAGUAUUUUAGAUGAGUGCCAGUGGAGCCGGACUGUUAAAAACUUUGAGGGAAGAGAUGAUUCUACCGAUCGAUCGACAGAUCGAGAAAAAAAUGUUAAAAAGUAAAACCGGUUUAUUAUAUGUAAAAAUGACGGUCGAGGUAGAUCACGUAUUCGUUUUAUUUUAUCAUUACAUCGGAUUCUACCAUAUUCCUUACAGAAUAGCAGGGAAUCUUAAACAUCGGACAAUGUAUUAUCGUCCAGACUUGACAACGUCACGACGAACUUUUUAUUAUUUAUACAAUCCGAUUUCGUCUAAAAUAAAUAUACAGUUUCAUCGAUGUAAA